AUGGUGGAAUAUCAUGCUCAUGCCAAUUCCGAAAUGCCAGCUCAUCGAAGUCCUGCGACAACGCAGCAAGGAUUUGGUCUUGAUGAGCUGGCUGAACGGUACGGGCUCAAUGACCUGAUGGAUUUCACAGACAACAACACACACCGCAACCAGGGUAUCAAUGAGGAGUUCGCGGCCUACUUUACGGCACCGCUUUCUGAGAAAGGGACGGACAUUCUGAAGUUCUGGGAAAUCCAUGAAUCAAGUUUCCCGACUCUUUUCGCAAUAGCGCUUGACUACCUUCUCAUCCAAGCCUUGGCAGUACCUUGUGAGCGCGUUUUUUCAUCAAGUGCAGAGACAGAUACGAAGUGA
Molecule: messenger RNA, 351 nt
Organism: Cyclocybe aegerita
Lineage: Eukaryota; Fungi; Basidiomycota; Agaricomycetes; Agaricales; Hemipholiotaceae
Source: the annotation of a GenBank genome assembly